Molecule: messenger RNA, 3749 nt
Organism: Bemisia tabaci
Lineage: Eukaryota; Metazoa; Arthropoda; Insecta; Hemiptera; Aleyrodidae
Product: sialin
Biological process (GO): transmembrane transport; monoatomic anion transport
Cellular component (GO): membrane
Molecular function (GO): transmembrane transporter activity
Source: RefSeq, a predicted model, not a curated record
UCGGCGCUUAGUCGUGGUUCAGUGGACCGUCGUCGUCCGGUCGUCCCAACUUUCGGCCCGUGCGCGGAACGUGGAACUUGGAACUUGUGCCGUGAUUGUGAUCCGUUCCCGCGCCUCUCCCGUGGGACCCCCCGUUCCGAACCCCCGGAUUAUCCCACCCCGCCCACCAUGGAGUGCAACACCAAGACUGACCUACCCAAACCCCCGCUCCUCGGCUCAAAAUGGCAAUUCUGGAAACAAAGGCGAUACUUGGUGGCGUUCCUAGCUUUCCUCGGAUUUUUCAAUGUAUACACGUUGAGGGUGAAUUUAAGUGUCGCUAUAGUUGCCAUGACGACCGGGCAAAUUUUAAAAGAGAAGUUGGAGAACGGAACCACGGUCAUCUCUACCAUGCCAAAAGAAUUUGACUGGGACUCAAAGCUUCAAGGGUUGAUCUUGAGCUCAUUUUUCUACGGCUACAUCUGCACUCAACUGUUCGGCGGGUGGCUUGGUGCGCGGAUUGGAGGCGCUCGCGUCUAUGGAGUUGGAGUGGCAGUUACAGCGCUUCUCACCCUGAUCACUCCACCUUUGGCGAGGUUGAAUGUCAACUUCCUCAUCGCCCUAAGGAUUAUAGAGGGAUUAUUUGAGGGUGUGACAUAUCCAUGCAUCCACGCCGUCUGGUCUCAAUGGGCGCCACCCAUGGAGCGAACGCAACUUGCCUCCGUCGCCUUCUCCGGGAGCUUCGUCGGGACGGUCGUCGCUUAUCCCGUUUGCGGCUUCUUAGCUGAUAAGUUCGGAUGGUCCGCAGAUUUCUAUAUCCCAGGUCUCGUUGGAUUGUUCUGGGUUCUGGUUUGGCUGACUGUCGUUCGAGACCGACCGGAAGACGAUCCGUACAUUUCGAGUGAAGAAUUGAAGUACAUUCAAGACACUCUUGGUGAUACUUCCGAUAAAAAGGUGCCAGUGCCAUGGAAAAAUAUCGUCACGUCAAUGCCUGUUUGGGCCAUAGUUUGUGCUCACUUUUGUGAAAACUGGGGCUUUUACACACUGCUGACUCAACUUCCAACAUUCAUGAAAGAUACGUUGAAUUUCAACCUGGCUGAAUCUGGAUUUUUAUCAGCCCUGCCGUACCUCGUUAUGGCCCUGGUAAUGCAGAGAUCUGGUUACCUAGCUGACUGGGUUCGGUCCACUCAUUUGACCACUACGCAGACGAGAAAACUAUUUAACUGCACGGCUUUCAUAAGUCAGACAAUUUUCAUGUUUGCUGCUUCCUACAUGACAGCCCCUGCUGGUGUCAUUUUCUGUUUGAUCAUGGCCGUUGGACUAGGGGCCUUCGCUUGGUCAGCUUUCAGCGUGAAUCACCUUGAUAUUGCCCCCCAAUAUGCCAGUUUAUUGAUGGGUUUUUCAAAUACUUUUGCCACGAUACCAGGAAUAAUAAGUCCUAUGUUGGCGGGAUAUCUAGUCCAGAACAAGCAACCAUCGGAGUGGCAGAACGUGUUCCUUAUUGCCAGCGGGAUUUAUCUAUUCGGGGCCAUUUUCUACGGGAUUUUCGCUGAUGGCGAGAUUCAACCCUGGGCCAUGGACGAGAGCACGGUACAGAAACAUAAUUCUAACUCGAAAGACACCGAGAAACAACAAUCCGAGUCUAAAAUGACCAAGUACACGGUCAACCCGCCAACGUCAUACACGAAUCCGGCCCUGAAUACCCAAGAAUAAGCCAUUCAUCUCAUGGAAUUUUCAGUAGUCACCAUGAGAGGACCCGACGUAUUUGACUGAAAGGCUCAUGAUUGUUAGACAAAGUUUCCGGUGAAAUGGCGCUUUGGGUCGGAUCGAUGAGGCAGUCAGUGGGGUGUUCAAUCUCAAACGAAGACUUAAACGCAGAUAAAAGACAAUAAGAACUAAACAAAGGCAACUUUAUUUUGUUAAACUUAUGAACUUUGCUUUAAAGAGGGAUCCCAAAAAAAAGUUUUGUAGAGAUUACGUUCGCGUCUAUGGAGACUUAAUUACAUUUUUUUCUGAUCAAAAUUUGAACAAAAAUGUGAAAUAACAUCACAACAGCACGUACCUUAAGAAAAAGUCCUCACAGGUGGAAGAAUUUUUAAUUUUUUUUUUGAUAAUGUUGAGUGGAUUUCCAAAGUAAAGAUGUCAUAAUAUUCAUUAAUCUUUCGAUAAAGUUUGUCUUUUUCACCAUAUCGCCCGACAUACACUUUUCCGUUUUUUGUGAUUUUUUGCGACGAAAAAAUACGCGGGAAGUAUUUUUAUCCUAUUUCAAUUCCUUAAAUUUGGAUAAUUUUUCCAGGUGAUAAAAGAGUUCAUAAGAGAAAAAAGUUGGGAAAAUUUGUAAUUUUCUUACUUACAAUUGGUGCUAGUUUAUUCAUUUUCUACUUGAGAGAUAAACGAAAGAAGUGCGAAUAAUGAACUAGAUCAUGCACGAUUAAUGUGAAGGAGUAUUAAUAAAAUACUUCUGAUUGAGGCUCCUUCGGGGAAAUUUUAUCAUAUCGCUUUAUAAUCGUGGGUAUAUUCAAUGAUCAUGGGGAUACCAUGACAGCUUUUUAAUUUUAGAGAUUCAUUUUUGGCGAUCUAUUUUUUCCCCUACCGUGAAGAUUUUUUUUUUUUAAAUUUGAUUCGCUUUGGCCCCAAAAAUACUCAAAAAUCUGCCCAUGUGACUGCAAACUACGUUGGAAGCAUUUAUUUGUAACCUGCAUUAGGCUGUGAUAUUUUGUAAAUAGAUAAUUAAAAGUAGGACAGAAAAUACUCGACUCACCAUUUGUGAGGGUAUUCAGAGAUUGUGUGAUCAUUAAACAGAAAGCUAAGUAAAAUCACACGUUUCGUUUUUUAAGAGGUUUUAAAAAGUUAUUGAAAGUACUUUAGACUAGCAAAGAAACAUUAGCUUGACGUCCCUUUAAUAAUUCUUGACACAGUUACUUCAUCAACACGUUAAGUGACACAUAUUUGCGUCCCGUUCCACGAGAUUCUACAAUUUUUUUGUUCAACAUUUUAUUGCUCUUUUCGGGUGGUAGAGGAGGUGUCAAUAAAAAAUUAUUAAAACUGCUGUUCUUAGCGAAUACAAAUUAAAAUUUGCGUCUAGAUUAUUGUUAUUUUAUAUUAAUUUUAAGUUUCCAAGUAAAAACUAAAACUGACAUGUGAACUCCUUCCGUUAUUCUGUAGAUUGUAUGUCCUAACUAACGUCAUCCGGAAAAAAAAGGAAGAAAACAGUGUUGCUUUCACUCUUUGGUAAUUUGUAUUUUUUGUAAGGGAACGUGAGGUAAUUUGACAAAAGUUGCAAGAAUCAUAUUCAUUGAACCAAAAUUCAAUUGUCGCAAGAAUGCACGAAAAAACAAAAUAGGAGAAGAGUUAAAUGAAGUUUAGCACUCUGUACAAGACGUUUUUCAAUACGAUCAAUGUACUAUCGUAAUAUACUGAAAUUUAUUACACUCAGUUUAUAUUUAACUUUCCUAUUUUUCCAAAAUUUUCAAACGGACUAUUUUAUGCAUGAUGAUAACAAAAAUAGAAUUAAAUUACUAUGAAUGUGAAACAAUUUUUUCUGAUUGUGCAUUUUUUUUAACACUCGAUAUAUUCUUUUGUUUGAGAACAAAUCGUUUCAUUCAUGCCAGUAGUGAUACAGAGGCCCCAGAAUGAUCUCGUGAACGGUGUUGCAAAAUACUUAAGUUGGGAACUUAAAUAAGUUGUGAAAUUGAGCGGUGGCAACUUUUAAAGUUUUACCGCGUUUGCAUUUACUUUUGUUUUUUGUAAAUAAAGUUGUAGUAUAGUCAGCA